AGCUUCGAAUUUGAAAGGAGUGGCCGUUUGAAUUUAGAAGUUCAAAACCAAAUCCAUUGUUUUCACAUAAAAGCUUCUCUUUCUGAAAAAUUGAAUGCAACCCAACAAAGCUCAUUAACUAUUCCACCCUCUCUCAAAUUUAAACCACACUGUCCUUUCUUUCUCUUUCUAGAGAGAGAAACAUUUUAGAGAGAGAGAGAGAGUAACACAAUGACAGGGCUUGUGAUGGUUACCAGAGGCGGUGGAUGCGGUGGAGGAAGCAAAAGAACAAGACCAACACAAACAGAAGAAGAUGAACAGCAGAACCAGCUUUCAUUGGUGGCUUUGCUUUUGGCUGCUAUAAGAAAAUCAAUGGUAGCAUGCAGAGUAGAUAGACCAGAUCAUGAAGUCAUCUCAACCGUUCAUCAAAUGGAGAUCGGAUGGCCAACUGAUGUUCAGCAUAUUACUCAUGUUACCUUUGACCGUUUCAAUGGCUUUCUUGGUCUUCCUGUUGAGUUUGAAGUUGAGAUCCCUGGUCGUGUUCCUAGUGCUAGUGUAAGUGUGUUUGGAGUGUCAGCAGAAUCCAUGCAGUGUUCUUAUGAUUCAAAAGGAAACAGUGUCCCUACUAUUCUCAUGCUAAUGCAGGACCGUUUAUAUUCACAGGGAGGAUUAAAGGCUGAAGGUAUAUUCCGCAUAAACCCGGAAAAUAGUAAGGAGGAGCAUGUGAGGAACCAGUUGAAUAGUGGAAUUGUGCCAGAUGACAUUGAUGUCCACUGCUUGGCGGGACUAAUCAAAGCGUGGUUCCGAGAGCUUCCUUCGGGAGUACUAGAUGGACUUUCCCCUGAGCAAGUUCUUGAGUGCAACACAGAAGAAGAAUCUAUUGAGCUUGUGAAGCAGCUAAAACCAACUGAGUCUGCCUUACUCAGUUGGGCUAUUGAUCUCAUGGCUGAUGUUGUCCAAGAGGAGGAGUUUAACAAAAUGAAUGCAAGAAACAUUGCCAUGGUUUUUGCUCCAAACAUGACUCAGAUGUCUGAUCCUCUAACUGCUCUAAUGCACGCUGUUCAAGUGAUGAAUUUGCUCAAGACAUUGAUAAUGAAAACCCUUAGGGAACGUGAAGAAACAGCAACAGGUGGAUAUUCACCCAUGUCCUUUCGCACAUCAUUUCGCCGUUCAGAGGAUGAAUAUGACAGUCAACGAGAAACCGCAACAGGUGGAUAUUCACCCAUGUCCUUUCGCUCUUCAUAUCGCCCGUCUGAGGAUGAAUAUGACAGUCAACGAGAAAUAGACGCUAGCAGUGAAUUGAGAAGGACUAAGUCAGAUUUUGAUGAUCAUGCUCAUUACAGAAAUAGCAGUCAAGAGGAAUUGGAGGCUGAAUCUCUGAGCGAGAUAGAAGAUUGCUUCUUAAAAAAGUUGGAUGAGCACACCAAAGAAUUCUCAGAAGAACCUGAAAGUUAUUUGCAAGAGUAUGUGAGCUCUAAAAAUUGCUGUGACUAUAGUGUGGAACCUGCUGUACCAAUUACUGAUAGCGAAAUUGUGAAGUCCUGCUUGAGUUUCGACAGAGAAAAGUUCAAUGCUGACACAACGAUUCCGUUACGUCUAGGAUGGACAGACACCGAAGAUGUGGAGAUGAUUGAUAAAUUUACGGAUUCUGUUUCGCCUGUGCCGCGGCUCACAUCUAGCUAAGAACUUGUUUUAUUUUUUUAGUAGUUUUGAAGUACCUUGUUUCAGAUUUUGUCUGUACAACCAGGUGUGCUUGUGUAAAUGAUUACUUCCUGGAGUAGGAACUGUUUGCUUAUUGUGGAUUCUGGGCAGGUUGUGUUCAGCUUAGGGCUGAAUUUGAGCUGGUUCUGUAUGUUUCUGUACUUGACAACUCUAAUUAUGACAAAUGGGAAUGGCUAUUGGCUAAAGAGUAGCCACAUUUUCAUACUUCACUUAGGUGAAUGUUCUAAGCAUAGAGUUGAUUGAUUUAGCAUGA
This is a messenger RNA of Medicago truncatula (barrel medic), 1954 nucleotides long. Its product is annotated as rho GTPase-activating protein 2. The record is from RefSeq and is a predicted model, not a curated record. The coding region runs from base 211 to 1662 and encodes 483 amino acids. Lineage: Eukaryota; Viridiplantae; Streptophyta; Magnoliopsida; Fabales; Fabaceae. The transcript is spliced from 4 exons. Gene Ontology annotation, biological process: signal transduction. Gene Ontology annotation, molecular function: GTPase activator activity.